Molecule: messenger RNA, 1902 nt
Organism: Puccinia triticina
Lineage: Eukaryota; Fungi; Basidiomycota; Pucciniomycetes; Pucciniales; Pucciniaceae
Exons: 3
Coding region: 1-1902 (633 amino acids)
Molecular function (GO): mRNA binding; metal ion binding
Source: RefSeq, a predicted model, not a curated record
AUGAUGAUGCUGUCCCUCAACCAAGCCAAAUCUUCCAUCAGCUCCACUUCGUCUGCUCCCUCAUCGGAACAGGACUCUCGCCCCUCCACCGCUUGCUCGUCCACCGACAUGUGUACCCCGAUGCCCAACAGCACCUUCCACCACUUCGACUACAAGCGAUCCAGCACGGCCUCUGAGUGCAGCAUGAUGUCUGCUCCUCACAUGUCCACUGCCUCCUCCGACGUUGGGUCUAUGGGCUCGCCCGCUGCAAAGGCCGUCCACCCGGUCACUCCCCCUGCCCCCUCUGCCAGAAAUGCGCAGGGCCCCGUCAAGCGACAAGUUGAUCCUCCUUCGCAGGCUGCUAUGCAAUCCCGGCAAACCCAAGACUGCUUUACUCCUUCGAGCGCCCAACCCUCUGAAGUCGACAGUGCAUUCCACGGCUCUACCGAAUCAGCACCCACUUACAAUGCCUUCAGUGCUUGGCGCUCGCAACCUGCUGCUCAACAGCCGGCGUAUGACUAUCACCGCCUGGCGGGCGCUUUCAUGGAUGGUGCCAGCGGCCACUCUCGUUCGGCCUCCUACCAAUCUACUGCAUCCUCCACCGAUUCGUGGAACAGCCGAAGCCACGCCGACUCGAGCUUGCAAUUCCCCGGCUACCCCGGCGGCUUGGCUGCAUCGAUGGCCCAGAUGAGCUUGAACCCCCUUGUCAACAACGGGUUACCUGGUAUGGGGUUGUACCCUGCCGGCCUCGGCGGGAUGAAAAACGAGGCCUACCCUGGGGUCCACCCAGCAACAAGCACUACUGCCGAUCAAACCCGCAACCUUGUUAAUUCGCUUGCCUCUCUGACUGGCGCUUACCCAACCGCCCCAGCAGGAUAUGCCGCCCCGCCCAUGAUCGACCCUCAGACCUUGAUGGCCUACACCGCUGCUUUCGGCGUGUCGCCCUUGUUGGACUUGUACGGCCUCACUCCGGAGCUGAUUGCCGCCCGUACCAACGUCUUGGCUCAACUUGCCAACGGCGCCGGAUUGAACCACGGUGGACUCUCUCAGAACGGAGAUGACGGACCCAGCCCUACCAACAAGAAGACUAACUUGUACAAGACCGAGUUGUGCCGAAGCUGGGAGGAGAAAGGCACCUGCCGCUACGGCUCGAAGUGUCAAUUUGCCCACGGCCAAGAAGAACUCAAGAACGUCAGCAGACACCCCAAGUUCAAGACCGAAGUUUGUCGCACAUUCUGGCUUCACGGCUCUUGUCCGUAUGGCAAACGAUGCUGCUUCUUGCACACCACGGCAACUGAUGCAGGAGUGCCAGCUGCCCCCAGCAGCCACGACCAAAAGGAAGGAGCGAAAGCCGGACGCAACGCGCACGACCCUCCCACCUCGCGCCUCCAGCAACGUCUGUCUUCUGGCACUUCCUCGGCCAACGGCGCAGGCGACAAGUCGUUCGGCGUCUCGCUUUCCGGCUACCUUUCGAGCAGCCCGCAGUUGCAGUCCGCCCCGGCCACCCGCGCGUUGUCCGACCUCGGCGACGCUGGUCACUCGCGAAGCAACAGCAGUAGCAGCUGCAGCCUGAGCUCCGACGGCUCUUCCCGGAUCGACAGCUUGCGAAUCCAGAUCGGCUCCCGCUUCGGCUCUCGCGAACAGGUCCCUCCUCAAGACGCCCCGGCACCCCGCUCCCGUCUCGAGCGUCUCAGACCUACCGGCGACUACUUUGAGUCUACCAGCUCGAUGCCCUCCACCUCGACUGCUUCGACUACUCGCUACAGCCCCUUCCUCGACCGCCAUCAGCCCCCACACUCGGCCUUCUCCGACACCCUUGCUCGCUCCCCUUCGCAGCACAUCUCCAAGGCUCGUUCUGCCAACGGAGACGCCGAGCCUCAACUGCACUCUAGACUUUCCUCUUCUUCCACUACCCUCGCCUAA